Molecule: messenger RNA, 6111 nt
Organism: Hylaeus volcanicus
Lineage: Eukaryota; Metazoa; Arthropoda; Insecta; Hymenoptera; Colletidae
Product: mucin-2
Exons: 6
Coding region: 418-5490 (1690 amino acids)
Molecular function (GO): serine-type endopeptidase inhibitor activity
Source: RefSeq, a predicted model, not a curated record
AGGAGACAGUGGAAACGACGACAGGUGGUACGGGAAGAAGGGCGGCGCACGCUCUCGCAGGACACCCAAAGGAUAAGAAGAGAAAACGGGAAAUCAAAGGCCGCCAAGUGCACCGAUAAACGAGGGAGAAAGAAAAAGAAAAGAAGAAGGAAACCAACGAAAGACGCACACGGAAGAAUAUCCUGUGGAUAUCGCGGCGGGGUAGCCGGGUGGGUCGAUUCUCGGUGUAGCCAUCGAAAGAUUGGAUUAUCUCUCCGGCCACGCCAGACCAGAUAGUGCAGGUUCACGGAAGCCGGGUAAAUAAAAGUGACAAAAGGGACCGGAAGAAAUUGGCAACGCGGACGCGGUUUCCUCGAGGAGCACAUGCCCCGCGUCAGAGAUCAUUGAGUUCACCUCGCGGACGGAAUUCCAGAAGCCAUGUCCUUGGAACGGUUUUACGUUACGGCGACGACACUCGUGCUGUUGACGUGUUUAGGCACCAGCGUGGGUUGGCCGUUUCUGGAGCACACUACCGUUUCAUCGCCUAGGAAAUUUUUCAAAUCUAGCGUUGUCCAGGCGGUGUCGAUUGUCCCCAAGCAGCACGAUGCUAAGAAUGGAGUACGCGCGUCAGAGGUCGACAAUUUGCCGCCCUCGAUCGGCGUCAACUUCUACAGAUUGCCUCCUUCGCCAGCCAACUUGUUGAAACCUGAUGGCUUUCAAUUCUACACGUACAACGAGAAAGGCGACAUGAUCACGAAACAGAUGACCAUGCAGGAGAUUCAAUCUCUAAUCGCAGCGGGGGGACCGGAUCAUUCCAACAUGGGAAUCCAGGAGCCCCAGAAAGCGGAAGAUAUCCUUACCGGAGGGAAGAAGGUAAUGGACGUCGUUGAAAAGGUGCAGAGCGUUUUGAAGAGCGCCAUGGACAAACCAUCGACGUUAACAGGCGCGAUUCCCAAUUCUGUCCCAGAGAAGGUGAACGUCGAGUGGAGCAACAUAUUGCCCGCUAUUCUGGCUGGCGAAAAGUACCCUGAGAAAAUCGACGAACCUCGACCCGUCGAAGAAGCCACCUCCUCCUCAACGGCCUGGAAAGAUCCGUUCUCCGAUUCGAUGAAACUCAACGUCACCGGGACGGUUUUGUCGGAGCCUGGCGAGGCUACGGAGUCCGUAGAGCAAAAGGAAGAACCCAUUAGGCACCAGAACAAAACGCAAAAACCGUCUUCAACCGUCACAGAAUCAACGAUUACGUACACAGAGAAGUUAAUGAUUCCUGUACCAGUCAUCACGGCAGAGCACAAGCCUCCGACCAUGUACCACACUACUCAGAGUAGCGCGUUGUUCCAGAAGAUAACCGAGAUGGUGCCUCUGGAAACUGGGUUUGGAGAAAGUCCUGACCACGAUAAGAGUCCUCUUCUAUCCUCUUCUGUGCCCACGAAAGAUGAGGAUGAUAGCACUCUGCUGGCAAGUACAAUGGUAACUUCAAAGUCCUCUGUCACAGAGGAAACCAUGCGUUUACCCACGACGGAAACGAAAACUAAACCUGUAGACACUUUGGUAAACGAGAGCUUAGACAGUGAUUCAACGACAAAGUCUGUAACGGACUCUGACAAAACAGAAGCCGUGGCUAACGAAUCGUUCACAACCCCUUCGCAGUUUUCUUCAACCUUUGCUCCAAGCACAGAUAAAUCAGCUAUGGAAUCAUCGACGAUGACACAUGACACGAUAACAAAACUGAACACAACUGAGAUGGAGGAAACACAACCCAUAAAACCGCUAUCCGCAGAGUUAGAAAAUUCCCUAUCCAGUAUGAUCAAUCAGAUCUCCGAAGGGCUUGGCUCUUCCGUGUUGCCUAUGUCUUCGGAACUGGAAUUGCCCCAGGAGGGAAUCGUGGAUAAACACAGGAACAGUUCUGAGACCCAAACGAGCACUACAGUAUCGAUGAUUGACACAACGAAGUCAACGAUGCAAGAGGAAGAACCACCCAACGUGGAAAGUACGAUAUUCAAAGAGCCCAUUCAAGAAUCAACCACCAAGACAACUAUGAAUCUCAAAGUUGAAAAGGAUAAAGUUUCGACGAGUACAACACCUGUAGAAGAAACGAUGAGCUACUCUGAUGCAUUGACAAAGUCCGACGACAUUCGCAACGCGACGGAAACGACCAAUUUGAUUCCCUCGACCUCUUCCUCGGAAACUAUGAGUAAAAUAACGACUUUCAGUCCCUUUGAUUCCCCACAGACAAAUGCCACUCAGACAUUGAACAGCGAGUCGAUGGCGAUCAUCGAAGGUAUACUUCAAACUAUUUCAGCCGAAACGAACAGCCCUGUUACGGAGGCAGUCACGAUGCCCAACAUUUUGCCAGAGAAUCUUCCCACCAAAACGUUGGCGAGUGGGCUCGUGGCUGGCUUCGGAACAACCGAGUCGAAUGCAUCGCAAGAUGCAACAACUUCCUUGCCAGAUAAACUUGGAUCCAUAGACGUGACGCCGUGCUCGAAGUCGACCACAUCUCUGAAACUGGAGACGCAAACCUCGACGUCUAUUUUACCGACUGUCGAAACGGAAGAGAAGAGUUCGAGCGAGAAUCAAACUCAAGAGGCGAACGAGGACGUGUUGAAAGUGUCUCAAUCACCAAGUCUACAGGAGGAACCAGUAAUACUGGAAACAACGGUACGAACAGUGUCCGUUACGCCUGCCAGCGUGGAAUAUUCUCAAAUGGAGAACGACGAGCCAUCGACCGUGUCUAAAACCACGUACUCGAUGUCUACGACCGAGUCUUCUCCUGUUGAUGUCACCUCGAAGGUCGUUACCGAUCGAAUCAACUCCUCUUCGACAGAUAUCGUGCAGUCAGAUGACGAAUCCACGACGAUGGCUAGCAACGAAAGCUUCGCGAACACUGAAGUGUCCAGUAUCAGACCUGACUCUCAAAACCAGGGACAAGAAAAUGUUUCCAGCACAGAGUUCGUGGAGGUGGCACCACGGCCAGAAAGAAUCCCACCAGAAGCGCUGAAAAAAGACGAUGCCACCUUGAUGACCCACUCUGAGGAAGAUGUCCUGGGGAAACCAUUGUCAGAACCCGUGGACGAAACUGUGAACGACACGAUUAUAGCUCAGGAUAAAUUGUCAACGAAAGGGAACGAAUCGACUGUCAUUACAAAUUUGUUGGACACUGAGAAGCAAUCGGUUGGAACAUCAAUGACGUCCUCAAUGGACGCCAGUACAACAGAAGCUUCUUUAAAAGAAGAAGUGGAACUUCAAAGUAAUGAAAGCAAGAUUGAUACAACAACCUUUGCAUCCAUUGACAAAGAACCAGUCACCAGCGCGAAGGAAUGGUCCUCCACUACUAGCUUACCGACUAUUAGCGCAGAAGAGUCGUACCAAAAUUCCAAUUUUAGCGAGGCAAAUGAAACUGACGCGAGCACCAUAAAAACAAAUUCAACUCUGGAACCAGGACUUUCGAUUCUUGAUAGCUUACAAGCGAAUCAAACGUUUAAAACAGAAUCGACAGACCUACCAAUCGUCGAUACAACAGUAUCCAACGGAACUUUAAACUUGAACAAAUCAGAAGAAUCUCAGGAAAACACUAUAAAACCCAGUAAUUCAACCAUGGAAUUGGGACUCUCAAACCCUCAUACAACUCAGGCAAAUCAGACACUUGAAAACUUUGGAGAUUCAAGCUCGAGCAAGAAACCUAUCACCAGUGAAGAGGAGUCAACCUCGACGACAACCAACUUGCCAUCUAUCGGCACAAAAGCGCCCAUAAACGCUUCAACCUCAGAUAUAUCCAACGAGUCUUACGAAAGUAUCACAAACAUAAGCGAUGCGUCUAUGAGACCUGGAAUCCAAGCUCCUCAGAGUCCCCAAGCUAAUCAGAUGUUGGGAAACGUAGGCGAUUCCACCUCGAGCAAGGUAAACGGUACAGACGUCGAUGGGGAGCACAAAUGGCAGCGGAUAUCUUUGCAUCAGACAGCUUCCCCGUCGUCGACGAAAUUUGCUGCGACCAAGAAGCCACCAGGAGUAUCAACUAUACUAGAGACAACAUCUACGGAAGCAGGAACGCGUUUCCAAACAACGACGACCGCCCCAUUGAGCGAGGCCGACACGAUAGUGUCCUUAAACGCCUCGAAGAGUAUGAACGGCCUGGACACCAGCACCAGAAACGCUAGCAUCGAUAUCAUCAAUUUCUCCAGGCUUUGCAACGAAUUAGCAUUCAAAUUUUGGAUAUCAGCGAACAAGGGAUUAAGCACUGGGAGGUCCCUGGCUCUCUCACCGUUCGGGAUGAUCAGCAUGUUAGCCAUGAUCUUCCUCGGCGCACGGGGAUCAACGUCUGAACAGAUGAACGAAGUCCUAGGACUGGACAACGUGGCCACCUUCAAUCCUCAUUUAAUCUUUCAAAACGUGACGGACACUGUGAGCUUGGCCAGACACCAGGGCAUUGCCAACGCUGCCUUCGUUCGCGAGCUGUUCGCAGACAAGAUCAAGGUCAGGAAGUUGUUGCCAUUCUAUAAGGAACAGGCCCAACAGUUCUACGAAGGAUUGGUAGCCGAGGUAAAUUUCGCCACCAUCAGCGACCUGGCGCGUCGUCGGACCAAUCUCCUCAUCAGGAAGCAAACUGGAGGCAGGAUAAAGGAUUUCGUGAAGAGUAACGCUGUUCCUUUAAGGUCGCCGCUUGCUGCAAUCUCAGCGAACGUGUUCCAAACGGAUUGCAACACCAGUUUUGUCAGCACCACAGGUCGGGACGGGGAAUUGUACUUUGCAGUGUCCUCAGCAUCCAGAUUGAGGAAGCUGAUCCCAGUUCCAGCUACUGUCUGGCGGUCGAACGUACUUGCAGGUUACGAACCGAGUUUGGACGCUACCGCUGUUGCCCUCGGUGGUGUUGAUAAGCUCGUCUCGACGAUAUUCCUCCUGCCCGGUCAACAAGGUCACGCAGCGCCUGGGGACACGUUGGAUCGUCUCGAGCAACGACUCCUUAAAGGUGCAUUCCAAGACGGAACCUGGAACAAACUCCUCAAGGUUCUUAUACCAAGGCCAGGUCUCGAAUUGCAGAUACCUAAGUUUAGUCACCGAUCGGUGGUCAACGCCACCGCCGCCUUGAAGAGGAUGGGUCUCGAUCGGUUAUUUACCAACGACGCUGACUUUAAGGGCAUCAAUGGUGGAAUAGGGAAUCGUCUGUUUUUGUCUGAUGUUUUACAGAUGAAUCUGUUCAGUACGUGCGGCGACGAAAAUAUCGGCAACGGACGUCACCACGUGGAAAUUUACCCAGCGAGUCCCUCCCUGCGAAAUUCUCAAUACGAAGAGCAUCGUAUGCUAGACGCUGAGAAGAAACUAGAUAGCGAUUCGGUGAUCGAUGUUUUGUCAAAGAACUACCGCAGUAUUUCGACCAGGGGGUCGAUAAGAAACACCGAAAGAUCGGAAAACAAACCCAGAUUGAAACUGGAUCAACCGUUCCUCUAUUUCGUGCGGCACAAUCCAACGGGUCUCAUCCUUCAUACGGGCCGUUUCAAUCCUAGACUGCUGUAAAUUCAUCACGCAGAAUCAUUCGUCUCAUUUUGGUCUAUUUAAUUUCACAUCUUAUUCGCGUACAAUCGAAUCGAUGAGUAUUUUUGUCGUUGUUUCCAUUCGCGUUACGCUUAGUCUGAUUUUUAAAUUCCACGUUCACGCGUUGGUCGUUGGACAAACGGAAUAGCGUCACGCGAAUAUCUGUUAAGUUAUUAUUGAUAAUGUUUGUACGCGAAUAUGGUUACAUUAUAAUACGCUUCUGCGAUAUUAAGUAUGCUUUAGUAUCAGCAGAAUCGGUAAGAACGAACGGUUGUUGAAGAUGCUGUCGUAACAGCGACUCAGCCGAGGGUUUUAAUCUUCUAUCGCAUGAGUUUUACCGAAUUCUUCGGAGAGGAAUUAUUUUUUGGAUAUUUAUACGUCUAUGAGUUAAUUAAGUGGGCUUGCAGGGCUACAAAUUUCCUUAGGGGAAUUCACAGAAAUUGCUUUCAUUGGAAUAUCAUUGGUGUGACAACGUAUUAUGCGAUAGAGGGUUAAAGGACGACUCGAGAUUAGGUUAAUUAGUAUUUUUAUUUAAAAAAGACAGAGGAGAUAUAUAUUUCGGAAUAUUUUCGAACAAGAAUUAAAAUAAACGAUUAUAAUGAA